Molecule: messenger RNA, 816 nt
Organism: Funneliformis mosseae
Lineage: Eukaryota; Fungi; Glomeromycota; Glomeromycetes; Glomerales; Glomeraceae
Source: the annotation of a GenBank genome assembly
AUGCGAGAAUCGUAUGGAAAGACAUUUACGCUUUUGUUAGAUACUACAUCAAAAGUUGUCAACUUUAUUCCUAAAGCUUUAAAUGACCUAUCUAACUAUACUAUUAAUGAUACAUGGAUUGCAUCUAAUCUACCUAUAACUGUAAUAGAAAUGCGUAAUCUAAUGCGCUUGGCAUUCUUAGCAUCUGAAAUAGUUGGUAGUUAUCUGUGCCUAUGUAUAUUUAUUAGCAAGUCACAUCGUUAUCUGUUCACUAUAUCACUCUCAGAACUAAUAUUAGUAGAUAUAGCAGUAGAACUCAUAUUUCAACCUGAUCACCUGGUCAAGCUUAUUGAUAAACUCUUUGAUACUACACGUUGUGGGUGGUUGAUGUGGUUACCAAGCAUUGAUGAACUAUAUGAUAAUUUAACUUCUAAAAUAACUGUUGAUAGUUCCAUAAAGACAACUCAAUUAUCAAGUACAGGAAUUCAAGAUCUACAUUUGAGUAAUCUUACUGAAGGGGCUUAUAAACUUCAUCCAUCUUUUAUCUCAUUUAUCCUUAUACAACAACAAGUUAUAAAAUCUGAAGAUAGGAAUUUGAAAUCAAAAUUUGAUCUAUAUAUAUUAGAUUCUAUAAAAAAGUACCAAAUAGGCUUGGCAACUUUUGGAGUAAAUGAGAAAGUAUUUCCUUAUCUUGCUUUUUCUUAUGUAAUAGCUAAUAAUAUAGAACUUAAAAAUCUUAUUAAGUUAAUACAAGAACUUCUUGUAUCAUGGUCUGAUCCUGCUGCUAUGCAUGAAAAUAUAAAUUCUAAUGCAAAUCAGGCUAUUCGUACUUCAUAG